Annulohypoxylon truncatum is the source of this 411-nucleotide messenger RNA. RefSeq lists its product as uncharacterized. Lineage: Eukaryota; Fungi; Ascomycota; Sordariomycetes; Xylariales; Hypoxylaceae. The transcript has a single exon. The coding region runs from base 1 to 411 and encodes 136 amino acids. The record is from RefSeq and is a predicted model, not a curated record.
AUGGGUCAGUCUGACUAUCAGGCACUACCAGUAGACUCGCAGUCUUCGCCCACCCCACCCGGCUUGCCCGGUCAUGACAACAACAACCAGUUGGUCCACCAUGGACACAGUCAUGACGACGAUCGGUCGGCCCACUACAGACACAACGCGAUAAGAAAUGGCGUCGCCGAUGACAUCGUGCCUAACCGGAACUAUGGCAGCUCUGCUCGUAACACGGGCAAUAAGAAUAAGAUCGGUCAAGUUGGGAGAGGACAUCUCGGUACAAACGAAGGCGACGAGAACAAUAUUACUCAGCUUUCGGACCGGCUUUCGAACCAGCACUCGAACCAAUUCCCCACCCUCGUCAUGAUUUUGGUUGCACUAGGACUCGCACUAGGACUCGCACUCUCGUUCUCGCGGUUGUGGUCGUAG